Messenger RNA from Sorex araneus (European shrew), 939 nucleotides. RefSeq names its product olfactory receptor 6C2-like. Gene Ontology annotation, cellular component: membrane. The record is from RefSeq and is a predicted model, not a curated record. The transcript has a single exon. Lineage: Eukaryota; Metazoa; Chordata; Mammalia; Eulipotyphla; Soricidae. Gene Ontology annotation, molecular function: G protein-coupled receptor activity; olfactory receptor activity. Bases 1 to 939 code for a protein of 312 amino acids. Gene Ontology annotation, biological process: G protein-coupled receptor signaling pathway.
AUGAAAAAUUACACAGUGUUAACAACAUAUAUCCUGCUGGGAUUGACAGAUGACCCAACUCUACAGAUUCUGCUUUUUAUCUUUUUAUUCAUCACCUACACACUGAGUGUUCUUGGCAACCUGACCAUCAUCACCCUCACCUUUGUAGAUCCCCACCUCAAAACACCUAUGUACUUCUUUCUCCGGAAUUUUUCAAUUCUAGAAGUUUCUUUUACCACUGUGUGUAUUCCCAGAUACCUCUAUACACUUGCCACUGGAGACAAUACAAUAACCUAUAAUCCUUGUGCUGUUCAAUUAUUUUUUGUUGUUCUCUUUGGGGCAGUAGAGUUUUUUCUCCUGUCAGUCAUGUCUUAUGACCGCUAUGUAGCCAUCUGCAAACCCUUGCAUUAUACAACAAUAAUGAACAGUGAAAUCUGCAUCAAGUUUCUUAUUAGCUGUUAUUUGAUAUCUCUUAUCAUUAUCCUCCCACCAUAUAUUAUGGGCUUUAAACUCGAGUUUUGUGACUCUAAUGUCCUAGAUCACUUCGGCUGCGAUGCUGCUCCAAUCCUGAAGAUCACCUGCUCUGACACAGAAUUUUUAGAAGGAUUUGUCUUGGUCCUGGCUGUGUUAGUACUCAUGUUCACCUUGUCCUGUGUCGUCAUGUCUUACACAUACAUCAUCAAGACCAUUCUCAGGUUCCCUUCUGUCCAGCAAAGGAAAAAGGCUUUCUCAACUUGUUCUUCCCACAUGAUUGUGGUUUCUAUUACUUAUGGAAGCUGCAUUUUUAUCUAUAUUAAACCAUCUGCAAAAGAAGGGGUUGCUAUGAAUAAGGUAGUAUCACUACUCACUACUUCGGUUGCACCUGCAAUGAACCCCUUCAUUUAUACUCUGAGAAACAAGCAAGUGAUACAAGCCUUCAAAGACAUGCUCAAAAAGAUUGCAUCCAUCUCAAAGGACUAA